Lepus europaeus (European hare) is the source of this 2231-nucleotide messenger RNA. RefSeq names its product BTG3 associated nuclear protein (gene BANP). Lineage: Eukaryota; Metazoa; Chordata; Mammalia; Lagomorpha; Leporidae. Gene Ontology annotation, molecular function: DNA binding. The record is from RefSeq and is a predicted model, not a curated record. The transcript has 15 exons. Gene Ontology annotation, biological process: protein localization to nucleus; negative regulation of protein catabolic process. Bases 129 to 1787 code for a protein of 552 amino acids.
CAGAGCGGCGGCUUCUCUCGCGAGGACGGACGCCAUUAUCGCAGCUCCCCGACAAACACCACGAGAAUUCCGCAGCCCACACGGUGACAGACCCGGCCUCCGUCGUUGGCCACUCUGUGCGGUUCUGGAUGAUGUCGGAACAGGACCUGGCGGAUGUGGUACAGAUCGCGGUGGAAGACCUGAGCCCCGACCACCCAGUUGUGCUGGAGAACCACGUAGUGGCGGACGAGGACGAACCUGCUUUGAAACGCCAGCGACUCGCCGUCAGUUGCCAAGAUCCCUCCAUAAAGUCCUUCCUGUACUCCAUUAACCAGACAAUAUGCCUACGACUGGACAGCAUCGAGGCCAAGCUGCAGGCUCUGGAGGCCACUUGCAAGUCCCUGGAAGAAAAGCUGGACCUGGUCACCAACAAGCAGCACAGCCCCAUCCAGGUCCCCAUGGUGGCGGGCUCUCCGCUCGGGGCCACCCAGACCUGCAACAAAGUGCGAUGCGCCGUCCCCCAGACUACAGUAAUACUCAACAGUGACCGGCAGAACGCCAUUGUAGCCAAGAUGGAAGACCCCUUGAGCAACAGGGCGCCGGAACCCCUGGAAAAUGUCGUUAGCAACGCAGUCCCUGGGCGUCGGCAGAACACCAUCGUGGUGAAGGUGCCGGGUCAAGACGACAGCCACAAUGAAGACGGGGAGAGUGGGUCGGAGGCCAGCGACUCUGUGUCCACCUGCGGCCAGCCAGGGGGUCAGAGCAUCGGGAACAACGUCACCCUGAUCACCUUGAACUCGGAAGAGGAUUACCCCAACGGCACGUGGCUGGGCGACGAGAACAACCCCGAGAUGCGGGUGCGCUGCGCCAUCAUCCCCUCGGACAUGCUGCACAUCAGCACCAACUGCCGCACGGCUGAGAAGAUGGCGCUGACGCUGCUCGACUACCUCUUCCACCGCGAGGUGCAGGCCGUGUCCAACCUCUCGGGCCAGGGCAAGCACGGCAAGAAGCAGCUCGACCCGCUCACCAUCUACGGCAUCCGCUGUCACCUCUUCUACAAGUUUGGGAUCACGGAAUCUGACUGGUACCGGAUCAAGCAGAGCAUUGACUCCAAAUGCCGGACAGCGUGGCGGCGGAAACAGCGCGGCCAGAGCCUGGCCGUCAAGAGCUUCUCGCGGAGAACGCCGUCCUCCUCCUCCUACAGUGCCUCAGAGACCAUGAUGGGCUCCCCGCCGGCCGCCAGCGAGCUCCCGCAGCCACAGCCACAGGCCCUGCACUACGCCCUGGCUAAUGCCCAGCAGGUGCAGAUCCACCAGAUCGGAGAGGACGGACAGGUCCAAGUAAUCCCACAGGGUCACCUCCACAUCGCCCAGGUGCCUCAAGGGGAGCAGGUGCAGAUCACGCAGGACAGUGAGGGCAAUCUGCAGAUCCACCACGUGGGCCAGGACGGGCAGAUCUUUGAGGAACUCACAGAAUGCAAAUGGCUUAUAGUGGAAAAGAGGAGUGGCCCCUCCCCCAGCUGCCAGCCUCGCCCCCAGCUUGUAGAGGCCACCCGCAUCCCUUGGCUCUUGACCCCUUCUGUCUUCAAAGCCAACGACCACCAGGUGCUGCAGGGCGCCCAGCUGAUAGCCGUGGCCUCUUCGGACCCCGCCGCAGCAGGAGUGGACGGGUCACCCCUGCAGGGCAGUGACAUCCAGGUCCAGUAUGUGCAGCUGGCACCUGUGAGCGACCACACGGCCACAGCCCAGACGGCUGAGACCCUGCAGCCCGAAAUGCAGCUUGAACACGGAGCCAUCCAGAUCCAGUGAGGCGGGCUGCGCCCGUGGCCCGUGGCCCGGUCCCCUCCCUGUCCUCGGCUUCGCGGCGGCGCCUGCCUCAGUCCCGCUGCGUGUGUGCGGAAGUCGCCCCCUCCGGGGCAGGCGCCCUGACAACCACGGACGACCCCGCCGUCCCCUGCGAGGGCCCCUCGUGCUGUGUCCGGAGGAGGCCUCGCGUGCUCUCAGAUCCCGAGAACUAGGAUAUUUUUCUGUUUCAACGGCUUUUUUUAAUUUGCUAUGGUGUUUAUAACAAAAAAGAAAACUGAAAAAAAAAGACGGGUGGAGCAGCAGGCUUCCGCCGCGUGCUCUGUUCAGUGUGCGGGAAGUAGGUGUCGGCAAGGCGCGGGUGAUGGACGGGACGCCGCUCACCGACUGCUCUGGGGCCUCGCUCCCAGCACUGCAAGGAUGCGUUUCUCAUGAAAUAAAUGUAUUUAU